This is a messenger RNA of Scheffersomyces coipomensis, 1362 nucleotides long. RefSeq lists its product as uncharacterized. NCBI's taxonomy places the organism in Eukaryota, Fungi, Ascomycota, Pichiomycetes, Serinales, Debaryomycetaceae. The record is from RefSeq and is a predicted model, not a curated record. Bases 1 to 1362 code for a protein of 453 amino acids. The transcript has a single exon.
AUGUCUAAUUAUACAAUUGUUGGUCAAGCUCAAGAUACUGAUUUAUCCAAAAUCCAAGAUUUAACUUGCCUGUGUACUACGUUGCAUAACCAAUUCGAAGGAGUCCCAAAUAUAGUCCUUCUGGUAGACACUACAUUAAAUGAUACUUUUGAAGAAGAAUUUCUCUUACCUGAACUAUCUGUACAUGGUCUACUCUUGAAACACAACAUUAAUGAUUACACAACUCCUAUACCUUAUGAACAAUCUCUGCAGUGCUUCAUUGACAAUGCUCAUAAAUUUGACUCUAAUAAUCCUUUAGUUAUAACUUUACAGUUUAAACUUGGAUUAGAGGACAACGGAACAAGUAUGUUUGAUCUCUUAGAAAAAAUGAAUAAAUGUGCUAAAUUAGGCAGCUUCAAAUUUAAGGUUUACAUUUAUAAAUCAGUAGGAGAUGAACCAUAUCAUAACUUUAAAAUGCCUCCGCCAAGUUUGUUCAAACAAUUAAAUGGAAUAAUUGGUUUUAGAUUCGAAACUGAUAAUAUAAGAUAUCUCAUAGAUUAUCAUGAUAUAUGGGAAGAUUUGUUAAAAAUAUCUUUAGGUUGGCUUGAAGGAGAACCACUUGAAGAGCUUUAUAUUGGCCAACGUAUUAUAAUAAUUGAUGAUAUAACUCAUCUUUAUUUUCCCAAUCUUGAAACUAUAGGCUUUGAAUGCAAGGAUUACAUUACAAGUUAUAAUUUUUCUUUUUUCAUUAGAAAGCAUAGAUCCAUUAUCAAAAACUUAAUUUUGAGAGACUUUAAGAGUCCUAUUGAUGUGUUGUUUGGAGAUACAUUAUUGGAAAAUCUUACCAUAAUGGGAUAUUUAAUAUUAUAUGAAGAUGAAAUUAUUCAUUUUACUAAUUACGUGAAAACUUUAACUAUCUUGGGGUCACGUAGUAUACCUGAUCUCACAGUAUCAAAUCUUCAUUUCAAAGAAUUUAUAAUACUGCGCCGUAGCAAACUUGAAGAAGGAUAUCUUUUUCCAAUAAACGAGAAUAUAAUUAAAGCAGCUUCUUCGGAACAUUUUAUUAUUACACAAAUUGCAGCAUUGCCUUGCCAUGAAAACUAUUCAUCCAGUAUUAUGUCAAAUUACAUAAAUCUUCUUUACAUUUACUACGAAAAAUAUAGAGAGCCAAUCCCUGCAAAUUUAAUAACAAAACCAAAAGAAAUCGCUGUUUUGCUAAAUGAGAAUGAUCCAGUAUAUUUUGAUGUUGAACAAGAUGAUAAUUUUAAUGAUGACUAUGAUGAAGGUUACGAUACAGAUCGAACAAUAUUUGUGCACUAUUCAAAUAGAUUUGAUGAAGAUGAUUGUUAUUAUUCAGAUGCAACUUUGGUAGAAGACGACUAA